Molecule: messenger RNA, 788 nt
Organism: Lathyrus oleraceus (garden pea)
Lineage: Eukaryota; Viridiplantae; Streptophyta; Magnoliopsida; Fabales; Fabaceae
Product: probable bifunctional riboflavin biosynthesis protein RIBA 2, chloroplastic
Exons: 2
Coding region: 280-645 (121 amino acids)
Biological process (GO): riboflavin biosynthetic process
Cellular component (GO): chloroplast
Molecular function (GO): 3,4-dihydroxy-2-butanone-4-phosphate synthase activity
Source: RefSeq, a predicted model, not a curated record
AAUUUCAUAACAGUACAGCAAGGUUAAAGAUGGGAGUCCCAGACUUCCAAGAAAGACAUGGCAAGAGGUUAGGAAAUCAGGUUCACAAGAGCUCCAAGAAACAUCAGGCCUUUCGAAAAUGAACCGAAAUCACUUCAUCUCUGCCAUGAAUUUCUCAUACUCUGAAUCAGCUCCAUACGACGUCUUUUCGGCCAAUGAGUUGGGAGGUGGAAUAGCUGCAUUUCCAAUGCUUUGGGAUUGAUCUGCAGAUGUGACUGUGGAAAUCAGCUUGCACUUGCAAUGCAACAGAUUGAGGCAGCCGGUAGAGGUGUACUUGUAUAUUUACGCGGACAUGAAGGUAGGGGUAUUGGAUUGGGCCACAAGCUCCGUGCUUAUAACCUACAGGAUGAUGGGCGCGAUACCGUAGAAGCCAAUGAGGAUUUGGGAUUGCCUGUUGACUCUAGGGAGUAUGGCAUUGGUGCGCAGAUACUGAGGGAUCUAGGUGUUCAAUCUAUGAAGUUGAUGACUAACAAUCUAUCCAAAUAUAUUGGUCUCAUAGGUUAUGGUUUAACUGUUUCUGGUAGGAUCCCAUGCUAUGAUUCACCGCAGCAGCAGCAAGAGCAGAAGCUUCCUCUGCAUUUAUCCUUGCCUCCUCAGCUUUUGUAAGAGACUCGUCUGACAUAAUCCUCUUUUCAACAUUCCAGCCACUUUUGAGGCGAUCAGGAAGAGAUAGAGGAGAUACAGACUCAACUGAUUUCAACAGUAGUUACGGGCACAUUCACAACAGGGGUUGCAGUGGCGUUAGCAGG